UGUUGUUGGGUGUUGUCAUUAUAGACAUGCCUGAACCGGCUAAGUCUGCUCCUGCCCCUAAAAAGGGCUCUAAAAAAGCUGUGACCAAGGCCCAGAAGAAGGACGGCAAGAAGCGCAAGCGCAGCUGCAAGGAGAGCUACUCCGUGUACGUGUACAAGGUGCUGAAGCAAGUCCAUCCGGACACCGGCAUCUCGUCCAAGGCCAUGGGAAUCAUGAACUCCUUCAUCAAUGACAUUUUCAGAAUCAUGAACUCCUUCGUCAAUGACAUUUUCAAGCGCAUCGCUGGCGAGGCAUCGCGCCUGGCACAUUACAACAAGCACUCAACUAUCACAUCCAGGGAGAUCCAGACUGCCGUGCGCUUGCUGCUACCUGGGGAGCUGGCCAAGCACGCCGUGUCCAAGGGCACUAAGGCUGUCACCAAGUAUACCAGCUCCAAGUAAAUAU
Molecule: messenger RNA, 444 nt
Organism: Bubalus bubalis (water buffalo)
Lineage: Eukaryota; Metazoa; Chordata; Mammalia; Artiodactyla; Bovidae
Product: histone H2B type 2-E-like
Exons: 1
Coding region: 27-440 (137 amino acids)
Cellular component (GO): nucleosome
Molecular function (GO): DNA binding; protein heterodimerization activity; structural constituent of chromatin
Source: RefSeq, a predicted model, not a curated record